Molecule: messenger RNA, 1118 nt
Organism: Dama dama (fallow deer)
Lineage: Eukaryota; Metazoa; Chordata; Mammalia; Artiodactyla; Cervidae
Gene: CLDN10
Product: claudin 10
Exons: 5
Coding region: 42-737 (231 amino acids)
Biological process (GO): cell adhesion; bicellular tight junction assembly
Cellular component (GO): bicellular tight junction; plasma membrane
Molecular function (GO): structural molecule activity
Source: RefSeq, a predicted model, not a curated record
GAGCGGGGAGCGCGAGAGCGAGCGCUGCGGCAGCGGGCGGCAUGGCGAGCACGGCGUCGGAGAUCAUUGCCUUCAUGGUCUCCAUCUCCGGCUGGGUGCUGGUGUCCUCCACGCUGCCCACCGACUACUGGAAGGUGUCCACCAUCGACGGCACGGUCAUCACCACCGCCACCUAUUGGGCCAACCUGUGGAAGACCUGCGUCACGGACUCCACGGGCGUCUCCAACUGCAAGGACUUCCCUUCCAUGCUGGCGCUGGACGGUUACAUCCAGGCAUGUAGAGGACUUAUGAUUGCCGCUGUCAGCCUGGGCUUUUUCGGUUCCAUAUUCGCCCUGAUUGGCAUGAAAUGUACCAAAGUCGGAGGCUCAGAUAAAGCCAAAGCUAAAAUUGCUUGUUUGGCUGGGAUUGUAUUCAUACUGUCAGGGCUGUGCUCAAUGACCGGGUGUUCCCUGUAUGCAAACAAAAUCACAACAGAAUUCUUUGAUCCCCUCUUCGUGGAGCAAAAGUACGAGUUAGGAGCUGCUCUGUUUAUUGGAUGGGCAGGAGCCUCACUCUGCAUAAUUGGUGGUGUCAUAUUUUGCUUUUCAAUAUCUGACAACAACAAAGCACCCAGAAUGGGAUACACGUACAAUGGGGCCACGUCUGUCAUGUCUUCUCGGACAAAGUAUCACAGCAGAGAAGGAGAUUUUAAAACCUCAAACCCUUCAAAACAGUUUGACAAAAACGCUUACGUCUAAAAAGAGAGCUGCCUUCAAGCUGUGUCUUGAGUUUGUUCUAAACGUGAACUGUUCACAAAAUGAUGCCAUCAAGGUCCUCCUAUAAUUAACACUCAAACUAUUUUUAAAAUAUGAAUUUGAAGAAUUUGUUGAUUCUUGGAUGUAAAUGUUCUUCUAUAGUUACAUACUAAUCACUUUCUGUUGUGGCUUUCUAUAAAAAAAAAUAAACAGGCUAUUUACAAGAUUUGUAUAUAUCUUAUACAUCUGUGUUUAACACCAAAGAUUCCAGCAGUGUUCGUAAUGUAGCCUUCUUAAUCACCCAGACCUUGCAGUAUUUGUCCCCAUUUCUUAUGUGUUUUUUCCUUCAUAUAUUAAACAGAGUGUAUUGAGGAGUCAUGACUU